UGCGACGAUGGUCCGCAGCUGCUUGAAGAAGUGAACGUGAUCUCAAGCGGCAGGGUGGGUAGGAGUUACUUUGUAGAUGAAGCUGUGGAGGACUAUCUUGUUGGGAUUCAGACAGCUGCUGGAUCAUGUGUGACCGGACUCCUGGCCGGUCAAUCCUCUCCUCAGAGAGAUUUUGUGGUGCUGGCUGUGCAGACUCCUCACAGGGAGAGCGAGGGGCAGCCGAAUGCUUCGAGAGGGGUCAGCCCACUGGAUGACAUUGAUGUGGAGUGGGUCACAGAACAUGCCAAGCAGGUGUCCCGUAUGUUACCAGGAGGUCUUUGUAUUCUUGGCCUGUUCUUAGUAACCUCACCUGAACUCCCCAAAGAUGCCCAAAAUGCAUUAAAAAGACUUAUAUUUGCCAUGGAUAAAUACAUAACUAAGGGAAGGUUGUGGGAAUUGUCAGAGGAGGAUGUGACUGAUCAAGUCGUCCUGCAUAUCUGCUCCAAAACAAAGAAAACUGUCUGCAAAACAUUUGAUGUAAAAGAUCCAAAGAGUUCUGCCAAGCCAGCAGACUGGAAGUAUCAGACAGGUGUCUCAUCAUCCUGGCCCAUGUUGACCUGCUCUGUUGAGGUGGAUGUGCAGAUCCCUGUGAAAGGAUCUUCUUCUGAUAUCACAGACAAGUGCGUGAAGGAUGGUCUUAGGAGCUGGGCUAAGCAGAUUGAGGCUGCUUGCUGUCUCAUAAAUGGUAGACAUGCAUUAGAUGACUCUGACCUUGUAUCAGGACAGAAAAAGAACCCAAAAGCAACCCAUCGUCAGACACUUCCAGCACGGAUCUUUGUCUCUGAUGAACAGUCAGAGCUGGAUGAGCGGAGCAGUGCUCUGGUUCAGGUGUGCAGUGGCUCUGUGAAGGUUCGAGGGGUGGUUCACUGCAGGGCCUACAUCCACAACAACAAACCCAAAGCCAGACACGCAGCACGGGCCAUUAAAAGAGACAUCAUAAACACGGUUUGCUCCAGAGUAGAGAUGUUUCUGGAGGAUCUUUUAAUAAAUGACGGGAGUCACAAAGGUCUGUGCAGUGGGCAGCAGGCUCUUCCUCGGCGUGUGUUUGCACCAGUCUCCGGCCUGUCUGUGUGUGACUACAUGUUCCCAGAUGAAAGUACAGCAGAUGUGGCCGAGCGUCUGAAAGAGAUGAUGGACUGCAAAGCGCCAGAAGAGGACAUCGAUGCUAGUUUGGAGGGCAAACAAUUGUUUUACAAUGUUUCUGGAUCAGAGAUAAAUGAAAGCCCCAGUGAUGUUUCUAGUAAGCAUGUCUUCUCAGAAGUCCAAGCUGAAAAUCCUAACAAUCAGAAAGCCCACCAAUAUUAUGCUGGUGUGGUCGUAACAACAGCCGUUGCUCUCCUUGCCACAGCCGCAUCACUACUGUAUUUUAAUGAAUGACAAUGGAAAUAG
Messenger RNA from Carassius carassius (crucian carp), 1428 nucleotides. Its product is annotated as protein odr-4 homolog. NCBI's taxonomy places the organism in Eukaryota, Metazoa, Chordata, Actinopteri, Cypriniformes, Cyprinidae. The record is from RefSeq and is a predicted model, not a curated record. Gene Ontology annotation, biological process: intracellular protein localization. Gene Ontology annotation, cellular component: endomembrane system. The annotation marks the transcript as partial. The transcript is spliced from 14 exons.